Messenger RNA from Macrosteles quadrilineatus (aster leafhopper), 1004 nucleotides. It is a transcript of the gene amrt, whose product is annotated as TM2 domain-containing protein CG11103. Lineage: Eukaryota; Metazoa; Arthropoda; Insecta; Hemiptera; Cicadellidae. The record is from RefSeq and is a predicted model, not a curated record. The coding region runs from base 171 to 776 and encodes 201 amino acids. The transcript is spliced from 6 exons.
CUUCAAUGUUGCCAGCAGAACCAGACUAGUAGCUGCUAGUGCAACGAAACAGACGUGUUCGUGUUGUUAGUAAACAAACAACAAAUUAUUGAAUAUUGAUAAAUUUGCUAGGUUAGGUACACACCUACCUCAUCCAUCUAUUGAAAUCUGAGAAUUUUCGGAAAUGUGAAAUGAUAAAUCCAGUUUUCAAAUGUUACUUUGUUAUACUUCUACUUGCUUUCUAUUUUACUGUUGAACAGUGCACUGCACAACAUAAGAACUCUUCAACUACAGAGGACACCAAAGACAAUCAGUAUCAUCCCCUUGGACCUUUAGUAAAAUGCAGUUAUUUGCCAAUGGAAUUUUUGGAUUGUGAGGAGUUAGUGGAUCAUAAAGAAAAUGUCACUUCUCAAGCAGAACUUGGAUAUGGUUGUUUAAAGUUUGGAAAUUAUCGAUAUGAGGAUGUAGAACGAGCCAAAGUUACAUGUGGUGCUCUUCCUGGGAUCGAAUGCCAUGGGCCUAGGUCAUUUCUCAAAGAAGGAUUUCCCUGUGUAAAGUACAAGGGACACUACUUUGUCACCACCCUUAUGUACAGCAUUUUACUUGGGUUUCUGGGGAUGGACAGGUUUUGUCUAGGCCAGACUGGUACAGCCGUAGGGAAGCUGCUCACACUGGGAGGUACAUUUGAUGUACGUCACGUGUCUGGGAAUGACCAACUAGCCGAUUUCCUGACGAAAGGCCUACCAGUGUCCAGAUUGAAAACCCUGUUGGAGCGUGUUAGUUUGAGGGCAUAUUGAAAGAAACUAACUUGCUCAAUGUCUAUUUCCAAUCACAUGGUUUAUAAUUAAUUAAAUCAUGUGUAUGAUUGUUUUAUCUUAAAACAUGUUUCUGUAAACAUAGUUAAUAAUAAAGUUUAACAACUAUUAAUCAAUAAUAUUUUCUUUCUUUAUUUAAAAGUAGACUAUUGUAAAGCCUCAAACUCAUAUAGUAGGGUGACUUUUCGUACAGACAAAGCCGAUGCCUUG